ACCUAAUGUUUUUGUAAGUGCCUUUGACCUUAUACUUGCACAAUGGCACCAAUGCUCAAAUAAAUUAUACUUGGUCGAUGUCUUUGGUUCAAUUUUCUCAAGUCCUGCUUAAAGCAAAACCCCACUGUUCUAAUCAAUUUUGCGGAUUCUUUCUAUGAAAACGAGUUGCAGAUUCGAGAAUUUUAUAAUCUAUGAAUUUUCAGGUGCACAUGAAAAAAGGAGAGAAAGCGGGGAGUAAAGGAAUAGUAAUAGACUGGGACAAGUUAAUCAACGACGACGACGACCGUCCGGUUGAGCUAGUGGUUACCUCGACCUUACGACGGCUGCCAGCAGAAGAGCAUCAAUCGAUCAGCAUGGAUGGAGAAGAGGGACUUUCGAACUUAUCAAAUACAGAAUUGACCGACAAAAUUGCUAGGCUAAAAAAGUCUCUUUCUGGCAGCAUUGGUGCUAGGUUACCCGAUGGAGGUGAAAAACUAAGGGCAAAUAUCCAACUGCACGAGGAUGAAUUAGAAUUGAGGAAACGCGUCGCUUCCGAUAAGGAAGUUGAUGGGUGCAUGAAGCACAACUUUUGUUCUGUUGGUAAGGAGAGCCUGAAAGUUGGAUGCAACAUCAUCAGUGCACCUGAUAACUUCGAGCCACAUGCUUCACCAUCUGUGUCCUCUUCACAGUCCACCUUUGCUGUUUGUUUUUUGAACAAGUUGGAAGCAAACCAGGCAGAGUCUAAGCCAGCCAAUGCUUUCCAAGAAGAAAUAUACGUUCUGAAUCCCUGUGACUGCAAAAGGACAUUAAGCAACCAGUUUUCACAAAGAAAAAGACACGAGCGAGAGUUUUUGUCACGUCAAGCACCUUAUAAGUCUCCUGUAGACAAAGAUGAACUAGUUUUAAAUGUUGAUCUGAAAGGAAGGGAUUGUUCUACUCUUUCUGAAGCAAAAAUUGCCAGCUGUUUCUCGAAGAAGUCUGAAGCCUCUCAAGCCCAAUCUUCAUAUACUCGACGGCAUGCAAAUGGAGAGGCUGUUGUUCUUGUGGAUGAGGAGGAACCUGAUGCAAUUAAAGCAACAGAGCGAGUGGACCAAACGGUUGAACGAAAGGAAACCAAGAUAUACUAUCCUUCACGGGUUGAUCCCGAAUCAGUUGAAAUUUGUUGUUCAGACAUGGAAUCUCUUGCACCUGAAGCAUAUUUGUCAUCGACUAUAAUGAAUUUCUACAUCCGGUAUCUCCAGAAGACGAAACCUCAUGCAGAUGUAGAUGAGUAUCACUUUUUCAAUACAUACUUUUACCAGAAGCUCAAAGAGGCUGUACUGAGCAAGCAAAAUGAAAAGGAAGCUUUAUUUGUCAGACUACGAAGGUGGUGGAAAGGAGUGAAUAUAUUUGAGAAAGCCUAUAUAUUUCUUCCCAUACAUGAAGAUCUUCAUUGGAGCUUGAUUAUAAUUUGCGUACCAGAUAAAGAAGACCAAGACCAACUGGGGCCAGUUUUACUUCACUUGGAUUCAUUAAGGCUCCACUGCAGCAAGACCCUUUUUGCUACCAUAAGAAAAUUUUUGGUACAAGAAUGGAAAUUCUUAAGACAAGGAGAAGUCCCACCUCUUCCUAUUUCAGACAAACUAUGGGAAAAUCUUCCACGAAGAAUUGAUGAAAACAUCAUUCCGGUCCCACAACAAAGAAAUGAGUAUGACUGCGGUCUAUUUGUUCUUUUCUUUAUGGAGCGUUUCAUUGAAGAAGUCCAUGGAAGGCUUAAAAGAAAGGAUUUCAUGAUGUUUGGACGAAGGUGGUUCAAACCUGAAGAAGCCUCUUGUUUGAGGAUGAAAAUCCACAGAAUACUGAAGGAAGAAUUCAAGAAUGCAAGUUAGGAAUGAUUGAUAUUCUUUUGGGAUCACUACUGAGCACAACUGCUGCUGCUUAAAGAAAUCCACUAACAGGUUUUUGGCAUAAACAAGGAAUUGCUAAUAACCAAACCUCAUGACAUGCCAGCCUUGUAUAGCUGCAAAGUUGGAUAAUGUCGUCACACAUCCUUAUUCAUUAGAGAUUAUGGAACUGCUCUCUGUAAUGCAAGGUUUCUCACCCAAAUUUGAACGUCUACCAUAAACAGGCAGAAGAUUUAGAAGAACUAAUAUUGGCCAUCCAAUAGGAGAAAUACACUAGACUUUUGUACAGAAAUCAUAAUUCAACAUCCAUCAAGGGGAAAAAAAGGUGAAGGUUUGGGUGAAUUGAUAUUGACCAUCUGCUGAAGUGAUUAGCCCCUAAAACCAGUAGCUACAACAAUGUAUAUUACAGAGAUAUCUCUGUGGAUCCCUAAUCUCCCCCUCACCCCCGCUAUUUGUGGCAGUUUUCCUUCUACUAAAAACAGUAUCACAUGGCUCAUGUAAAUUUUGCAUUGAAGCGAACAAAAUAAGUAAUGUGAAAGCUUCAGCUAAAUGAAGCAACAGCUUCUUCA
Molecule: messenger RNA, 2431 nt
Organism: Capsicum annuum
Lineage: Eukaryota; Viridiplantae; Streptophyta; Magnoliopsida; Solanales; Solanaceae
Product: ubiquitin-like-specific protease 1D
Exons: 14
Coding region: 192-1847 (551 amino acids)
Biological process (GO): proteolysis
Molecular function (GO): cysteine-type peptidase activity
Source: RefSeq, a predicted model, not a curated record